AUGCAUUCUGCGCCCGGUCAACGCCGGCCAGCCCGGUCUGGAGUCCCGAUGAUCCAGCCGCCGCAACAAAUCGACGACUCGUACACCAGAUACGUGGACCCGCAAUACUUGGGAAAGGGCGGUUUCGCGACAGUUUGGCUAUACCGUGACGACUAUAAGAAACAACCCUAUGCUAUCAAGAUCAUAGCCAAAGCUCAACUCAGCCGAGACUCCAGCGUCGCGAAGCUGCAUCGUGAAAUACAGCUGCAAAGCCGUUGCUCGCACCCUAACAUUGUGCGAUAUUACCACGACAUGGAAGACGAGCAAUUCCACUACCUUGUGCUGGAGUAUUGCAAGAACGGCACGUUGCAGCAACGAAUUCAUCGUUCGCAAUUUCGUCGCCUAACAUCGUUCGAAGCCUGCACCUACCUAAGCGGAGUGAUCGAGGCGGUGCUCUAUCUGUUCGAAAUACAUCUGCUCCAUCGAGACCUCAAGCCCGCCAAUGUCUUCCUGUGCGAUGAUCGCAACAUCAAGCUCGGAGACUUUGGAUUGGCCAUCGACAGCCUUGGGCCGCCGUCACGCAGCAUUUCCGGCACGCCGAAUUACCUGGCUCCUGAAGUGCUACGCCGCCGCGGCCAUUCGGAGCACUCGGAGGCUUGGGCCAUCGGCUGCACGCUCUUCUGCAUGCUAACCGGUCGUCCGCCAUUUGAGACACCGCAAUUGGACUGCACAUACGCUCGCAUCAUGAAAGCCGACUAUACAUGGCCGCAAUUUGACGAUGGUGGCCCGCCAAUAGAGCGCUCGGCGAUGGCUUUGGUAUCGGGUCUUCUCACGAUUGAUCCGAGCUCUCGUGUGACUGUUGACGGCAUCAGGGAAUCGUUGUUUUAUCGCAUCAACCAUCAGCACCCCGAUGAGCGCCCGCCAUUGACAAUAAACUGCGAGUUGGAGAUGCCCCCCGCUUACCAACCUUCCUGGCCAACGCCGUCGCCAUCGCCGCCCAGUCUUAAUGAACCGUGCUACUCGCCGCCUGAGCAACAACGCAUCAAAGUCAACGGUUGGGACAUAUUGCGUCCGACGUCGCAAAAAUGGCGCCCCGAAAAGCACUCGGCGCAGGACUCUGGCGUCGGAUCCUACCCGGACCUGAUCACCCCUCGACCAGCUUGGAUCACCCGGCUGCAGAGCUACCAAAACGAACUGACGAUGAUCGUUCAAAGCCACCAUCGACUGGUCGAGAUUAUGCCUGAAGCCGUCCUUCACGUCUCACGUUGGGUAGAUUACACAAACCGACAAGGCUUUGCGUUUCUCCUCUCCGACGGCUCGUGCUCGGUCAACUUUUGCGACGGCAACUAUUUGGCCCUCAGCCCCUCAUCUCUGAUAGUACGCUACGGCUCGGACACCUUUGGGGAGUCUCGCACGCUGUCAACGUACCAAGCACCGCCUGAAAUCGUCGAGAAGGCGCGGCUGGCCGGCGAGUACCGUAAAUACAUGAUGCACAACCUGGCACAAGCGGUCGAUCAAGGUAUCUGGGAUCGCUUGGGCGGGCCAAUGAGCAAUCAGCUGCCCUAUGUGCAAGAUGUCUGGAAAAGCCCGACAGCCGUCGUCUUUCUGUUGUCGAACGGGGCGGUGCAGGUAAAUUUCAUGGAACGCCACUGCAAGAUUAUCAUCUCACCGCCCACUGGGUACCAACCGCUCAUGGCUGUCACUGUCAUCGAGCCCAACCGCGCGAUCCGUUCAUAUAGAGUGGAGACACGUAGGCCUGAGCCAAACGCCUGGCGUGCUAUGGGCCCCCUCAUCCCUCUACUUGCCGAGAUGGGACCCUUGAUGGGAGAUCAGCUGGUGCGCGUCCGUUUCCCACAACCUCCGGCCUCACGCGCCUACCCCGGCUUGCUCAACCGAAUCCCCCGUCCCCUCUACGCG
Molecule: messenger RNA, 1896 nt
Organism: Mesorhabditis spiculigera
Lineage: Eukaryota; Metazoa; Nematoda; Chromadorea; Rhabditida; Rhabditidae
Source: the annotation of a GenBank genome assembly